AGCACGCCCCGGGGCCGGGGCCAGCGCCGGCUGGGAAAAGGAUGGGUUUGCCCGGGACUCUUCCAGAGCACUAGCGCGGGCAGCUCUGUCGGGGCAGGGGGCUGCAGCGCUAUUCGGAUGCAAUGGUGGUUUCUAUUUCUAAUUCUGCUCCUGUGGUGGCAUCGCAACGCUGCAAGAUCAGUUGUAUCCAUUGCAGCUAAGUUUGCGGGAUCUGGACAUGAGAGGAUCGAGCGUGUACGUGUAACUGUGCCAGCCCUUCGGCAUUUCUCCUGACCGCACCUCCUGCUCGCUUGCAUCUGGCUAGCGCCCGGUUCCGACUACAAAACACACCGAUCCGCAGCACUUGUAUCCUUCAUCUGGUUUUGGGAGCUACCCGAAGGACCAUGCAUCGGUUUGUCUUGGUUGCCAGGCAAGCUGCGGCACGGCUGUGCGGCCGCGGGCCGGGGGGCUGCCGGGGCGGAAGGACGGACAUGGCUCUGCGCUGCGCCGCUUCGCUGGCGGCCGGGCGGCAGCCGCGGGGACCCCGGCGGGAGGGGACGGUGCGCUGGAGCAGCGCUGCCAAGGCCUCCGCCGUGAAGAUCAACGAGAAGGCGAGCAGGGAGAAGAUCCUGACGCUGGAGUCCAUGAACCCGCAAGUAAAGGCGGUGGAAUACGCGGUGCGCGGCCCCAUCGUUCUGAAAGCCGGGGAGAUCGAGAAGGAGCUGCGGAAGGGAAUCAAAAAACCCUUUACUGAAGUGAUUAAAGCCAACAUUGGAGAUGCACAUGCAAUGGGACAGAGACCAAUCACCUUCCUCCGUCAGGUGGUGGCCCUGUGCACAUACCCAAACCUGCUGGACAGCCCCAGCUUUCCCGAGGACGCCAAAAAGCGCGCCAGGCGGAUCUUGCAGGGCUGUGGAGGAAACAGCUUAGGAUCCUACACUGCCAGUCAAGGUAUAAAUUGCAUCCGUGAGGAUGUGGCUUCAUACAUUGAGAGAAGAGAUGGAGGGGUUCCUGCAGACCCAGAUAACAUUUACCUCACCACCGGGGCGAGCGAUGGCAUUUCUGCAAUUUUAAAGAUCCUGAUCUCAGGAUGGGGCAAAUCCCGAACAGGAGUGAUGAUUCCUAUUCCCCAGUAUCCCUUGUACUCAGCAGCCAUCUCUGAACUGGAUGCUAUCCAGGUGAAUUACUACUUGGAUGAAGAAAAUUGCUGGGCUCUAAAUGUGAAUGAACUUCGCCGUGCCUUGAAUGAAGCUAAGGCAUAUUGCAACCCAAAGGUCCUCUGCAUCAUCAACCCUGGAAAUCCCACAGGACAGGUGCAAAACAGAAAGUGCAUUGAAGACGUGAUACACUUUGCAUGGGAAGAAAAACUUUUUCUUCUGGCUGAUGAGGUUUACCAGGACAAUGUGUACUCUGAAGGAUGCCAGUUUCAUUCCUUCAAAAAGAUUCUGUAUGAGAUGGGACCCGAGUACUAUAACAAUGUUGAGCUGGCCUCUUUUCACUCCACCUCUAAGGGAUACAUGGGCGAAUGUGGCUACAGAGGAGGUUACAUGGAGGUCAUAAACUUGCACCCAGAAAUCAAAGGACAGCUCGUUAAGCUGCUUUCUGUUCGCCUUUGCCCUCCAGUCUCAGGACAAGCAGCCAUGGAUAUUGUGGUGAAUCCUCCAGUACCUGGAGAAGAAUCUUAUGCACAGUUCAUAAAGGAGAAGGAAUCUGUUUUGAACAAUCUUGCCAAAAAAGCCAAACUAACAGAAGACAUGUUUAACAAGAUCCCAGGAGUUCACUGCAACCCCCUUCAAGGAGCCAUGUACGCUUUCCCUCGGAUCUUUAUUCCUUCCAAAGCCAUUGAGGAAGCAAAGGCUCACAAAAUGGCACCUGAUAUGUUCUAUUGCAUGAAACUUCUGGAAGAGACUGGAAUAUGUGUUGUACCUGGAAGUGGAUUUGGCCAGAGAGAAGGAACCUACCAUUUCAGAAUGACCAUUCUUCCUCCAGUAGAGAAGCUGAAGAUCCUACUGGAGAAAGUGAAAGACUUCCACAUAAAGUUUCUUGAAAAAUAUGCAUGAAACUACUGUGGCUUUUCCCCCCUCAUCCCCUCCCCUUCAAGGCAAAUGCAGACAAUGAACAAUGAUGUGCUGAGAAUGUGCUGUUUAUCUAAUUCAACUAAAUUCAAAGUAGAUAGAACCAGACUCAGAUACUCCUACCACUUAUUGGACUAUUAAAGUUAUGUCUGGUGUA
Melospiza georgiana is the source of this 2211-nucleotide messenger RNA. It is a transcript of the gene GPT2, whose product is annotated as glutamic--pyruvic transaminase 2. Gene Ontology annotation, biological process: biosynthetic process. The record is from RefSeq and is a predicted model, not a curated record. Gene Ontology annotation, molecular function: L-alanine:2-oxoglutarate transaminase activity; pyridoxal phosphate binding. Bases 384 to 2039 code for a protein of 551 amino acids. Lineage: Eukaryota; Metazoa; Chordata; Aves; Passeriformes; Passerellidae. The transcript is spliced from 11 exons.